GGGACGUGACGGCACGGUCUAUCGAAAGUGUGUGUAUCAUGGAUGGUUGAUCGUGGAUGUUGUUGUAAUAUAAUAAGGGAAGCUACUUCAUUGGUAAUCUGUUAAUGAGACCCGGCGAUGAAACGACGAGAUGUGCGAUGUGUGCAAGGGGCAGUCUGUUUGGUGGGUCUUGUGUGUCUAUUCGGCUGGGAUCGACUCGGACUGCUGAAGUUUGACAGGUCAACGGAUGACCGGGGAGAUUCAGCACAGGUCGUGGACACGUGGGCCAGUCGAGUGGAGUCGCGUCACCUGACAGGCCUUGAGAACUGUACCCCGCGGGCCGUGGAACAGUUCCCGAAGGGGCUGUUUAGCCAGGAGGAUCGUGUGCGGGGUGGGAUCACCAUUCACAUCCUCGUGUCUCUCUACAUGUUCCUGGGAUUUGCCUAUCUUUGCGAUGACUACUUUGUGCCUUCUCUUGAAAUCAUCUGUGAUACUUUACAGAUCCAGUCUGAUGUUGCCGGGGCAACCUUCAUGGCGGCAGGCAGCUCGGCCCCUGAGCUGGCUACGGCAAUCAUUGCUGUUUUCAUUGCCAAGGAUGACAUUGGACUGGGAACAGUUGUAGGAUCUGCUGUGUAUAAUGUGAUGUUUGUCAUCAGUGUGUGUGCACUACUGGCUGGUAUGGUAGUAUACCUAAACUGGUGGCCAUUGAUCCGAGAUUGUGUUUUCUAUUCCCUAAGUGUUGCUGCCCUAUCACUUGUGAUAUUGGAUGGAAACAUCUACUGGUAUGAGGCUUUAGGUCUGGUGCUUUUCUACCUGGUGUAUAUAGUGAUAAUGUACUACAACAGUAAGCUAGAGGCGUGGAUCGUACCAAAGGUGAAAUGGUGUGGCCAGGCUGCUACGCGGAAGAAGGAACCAGAAUCCAUCGUCCUGUACGACAAGUUGCGGGACGCCAAUAGUAACGGUGCUGUAGUGCUUAAUGCAAAUAGCGUGUCGGAGUCUUUAUCAGAUGAGCUGACAGCACUAACAGACUCUGAUUCAGAUGAUCCCGGGGAAGGCCAUACAAUGAAAAUGGCAAGUUACGAUGACGAACCCGAGUCUGUUUUUGCUUGGCCCGAUGCCUGGUGGAAAAGAGCUCUAUAUAUUAUAGCUAUACCACUGAAGAUAGUGCUAUUUAUAUCUGUACCCGACUGUCGUAAACCUCGAUGGCGGCGCUGGUUCGUCGUCACUUUCAUCAUGUGCCUCGUCUGGUUAACGAUAUUUUCGUAUAUUAUGGUCUGGAUGAUUACCGUUAUAGGGUAUACUGCAGACAUCCCUGAUACUGUAAUGGGACUUACAUUUAUCGCCUUCGGGGUCAGCAUGCCUGAUGUAAUAGCGAGUCUAAUAGUAGUACGAGAAGGUCAUGGGGAUAUGGCAGUCUCUAACGCAGUGGGAAGUAAUGUUUUUGAUAUCCUUAUAUGUAUGGGGGUACCAUGGUUACUCCAGAUCAUUAUCAAGAAGGGAGAACCUAUUGAGGUGUACAGUGAAGGUCUCCUGUACUCGUCGUUUACUCUACUAGCCACAGUGUUCCUGCUUCUAUUGAUCACCCAUCUAAACAAAUGGCGUCUAACCAAGAGCUACGGGGUAGUACUUAUGAUCAUCUAUGUAUUCUUCACCAUUCUCACCUCACUUUACGAACUUAAUAUCUUUGGCUACGUCCAUCCGAAGGAGUGCCCCAGUAACUACUGAUGACUGUAACACAGUGGUAGGAAUUGGUGACAUCUCCACAGGGCUUGAUCGUUCAAGUGUGACAUAGAGCAUACAAUUAUACUGCUGAAUGUUCAAGGAGUGGGCCAUGACAUCACAAAAUCCCCGAAAUGUUGAUGUCAAUACUUAUGACAUUUUAUACUGCUGAAUGUUCAAGUACAGAAUGAUAACAUGCUGCUGAUGUGUAAAUAUGGCUGAUGACAUCACAAAAUAUGGAGAUUCUACUGUAAAUAUGGCCGAUGACAUCACAAAAUAUGGAGAUUCAAUUGGCCAAAUGUCUAAGAAGGUAUUGAUGGUGUCACAUAAUGUCUGAAUUCCUACUGGGAGGGACAUUUUAGUAGGUAUUGCUGAUGUCACAGAAUGUCAGAUUCCGUACUGGGAGGGGCGUUUAGGUAUAGAUAUUUGCUAUACUUCAGGAAGAUUUUAAGUAUUGAAGACAUAGAUUACUAGAUAUAUCUAUGGGUAGACACUGACGAGUCUUGAGAUUCCAAACCAAAGUGAAAUUUAAUAUUAGGCUACUGAAAGGGGUCUUUUAAACAUUAUUAUGAUAUAUAAAUUAUGAUGUAAUGUUUUAAGAAUUGUUUAGUUUUUGCUUUGUUUCAAGAUUUACGUAUUUUCCCAAGAAUUAAACUGGAGGAAUGAAAAUCCAUUAAGAUGUAGGUGUACAGUAAGUACUUAGUCAGUUUAAAUGUAUGUAUGGGUUUAUUUGUUCUUUUAAUGACCAUUCCUUAAUUAUAGAGGUUAUAAACACCAAGAUAUUUAUUCAUUUGACAGGUUUUAACAUUUUACCAUUGUUCCCAUGACAACCCUAACAUUCCUAAACCAUCAGAUUUUUUUUUUCAAUUGUUUAAAAAGAAAUAUGUUUGUAAUGUUUAAGUCCUGUGAUAAGUAUCAGUAUGUGUUUAGCAUAUUCAUCAAAUGUUAUUAUUGUAAUUUGUUUAGAUCUGAUUUAUGUUUUGUAUAAUUUUAUUAGGAGCAUAGAAUUUUAGUUUUAUUUAACAUUAUUUCACAAAUGAUUGGGCAUUAAAAUCUUAACUUUUAAGACUUAAUUGUAUAAGUCACAUCUCUCAUCACAUUUUACAGUGAUUAAAGUUAAUAUCAGUAAACAAAAUACAAAACCCCAAAAUUACAGGAAAUUAACCAGUUCACUGCCGAGUACUAUGUUCUACUUGCUGAUGCUGCCUAUAGAUAUUAUGAAUGGUGAAAAACAAUGACAGGGGAGCUAACUCUAAAACAUGAAUGUUUGCAUUGUUCUGGUUUUAUACACUGGUAAGGGAGAGUACUCUCAGUUAUAAAAAAAAAAAAAAAUCUCAAAAUUAAAUUACGGCUCUUGGUUAGUUUACAAAUCUAGGUAUAAUUACCUUUCACCCUAAACUCUCAUAUCAACUGUUAAUGUUAGCUUUAGUUAUCAAAAUAACUGUAUAAAUUGAAGCACAUUUUUUUUUUUUUUGUACAGUACAGACACAUUUUAUGUGAUAAUUGUAAUUGUACAUUUCUAGUCAUGAUGAUUUAUUAAUAUGUUAAUUGUUUAUGUAUCAUCUGUAUUGUUAGUUUCAAAGAUUGUUUUCUUCAAAUGUUUAAUUCAUCUAUCUAUGUUUUUAUCGUCCAUUUUUAAAGAAGUUUAUUUGGAUACCUGUACAAUACAUAUGCUUUAGUUUUCAAUUUGAGUUUUAAAAAAAAGAACCUUUUGAAAUAUUUGUUUUUCCUGGUAAAAUAUCUGCCAAAUCACCAAUUUUGGUCCAUGCUAGUAAUUCUUUAUUUUAAUUUUUUAUCCAACCAAUAUUAUUGAAUCUCAAGAAUUUCGUUUAAAUUGUCACUUUGUUUUUGCUGCUCCACAAUUAAUUAUAUAAGUGCUAUGACUUCAGUGCUGAACUUGCUAUCUCUUCCUAUUUUUGUUUUCCUUUGUUGUUAUUGCUGCAAAUAUAACAGUGAAUUCCUUUUUUUGUCUCUAUGUUAAAUGUCAAAUUAUCUUUUGUUAUUUUGUUCAUAAUUAGUAUCUAUGAAAUUUCAUUUCUAUUUUUCAACAUAUCAGAAUCAUGCAAAAAAAAAAUACAAAAAUACAAAAACAAUCAAUUUCUUUAGAUAUUGCUUGGGAGAUAAUAUUGAUGUCUGGGUGUGAAAAUAAAAAAAUUCUGUUGAGGGUGAUUUUCUACACAUUGCUGGUAUCAUUAUGUGAAGAUUGGAUUGGAUUUAAGUAUGUGGAGGCAGAGACCUGUGUUAACCAUUUUUGUUAGGUCUCUGCAUGUUGAAGCAUUACUUCAUCCUAUACCUGAUUGUUACUAAAUAUACUUUAUUUUUACAAAAAAAAAAACAACAACUCAUAUCAACAGGACUUUACUGUAAGAUUGUCGUGGACAAAUUUCUUUACAUAUCCUGCUUGUCUCCCUUUAUCUUAGGCAUGCAACACACAACAGCUAGAGAUCUAGAGACCCUCUCCUAUAAUCUUAACCGUCCCCCACCCACCCAGAGACCUAUAUACUGGUUUAUAUUGGUCUCUGAUCAACCUAGUUACAUCAACAUGUACAAAGAUAUUUUAUAAUAUUAUUAGAUCUCUAUUUUAGUUCUAUCAUUGAUUGUUGGUAUCCACACUGUUUCCUAAACCUUUCCCCUCCCUACCAACCCUCCGAGACCUAUGAUAUAAUAUAGAUCUCCGAGUACUCUGACCAACUUAAUCUGAUACAAAAGUAUUAAUUAAUAAUUUGCAGAAUUGUUAUUAUCAUUCAGUCUCUUAAGUUUUAAUUUUUAUUGUAAGUUCACAUUGUUUACUAUUGUUCGAUACUGAAUUGUAUCAAAUAUCCUAUAUCUGUAGGAUCUAAUUUAUAAACAAACAACCUGUUGUUAUGUUAUUGGAAUGUGUUUGAUGUUAUAUGUUCACAGAUUUAACCUGCAUUGCUAGGUAUGAAUACAAAUUAUUUGUUUUUAUAUUUAAUUAAAGUUACCGUACAGUUAUCAAGUUAUUGUGCCAUACUUAAAUGAGACUACACGUUUCCCCAAGUAAGUUUUAGGUAUAUAAUGUAGUACAUUAUGUAUAUGUAAUUAUGUGUGCCCUGAAUCAAAGGUAAGCUCCCCUGACUAGGUGCUGAGUAUUUUUUUCUAGUCUGGACCCAGUUUUAUCAACGUUCCAUAACUUAAAAUAUUCCAUAGAAAAACAUACUGGUAAUUAGAUAUAAGCUAUAUAAAAAUUUAUAUAAAAAUUUGCCAAGGAACUUUUCUUUAAUUCUGUAAUGAUUUCCUUUGGGGGGGGGGGGGGGGGGGAAGUAAACAGUGAUGAAACAACUGGGACAUUCAAUAUUACCGUAUUUGACCAAACAAGUCCAAAGUAUGCUAACUAAAUCUGAGGAAAUGUGUGUUAAUAAAAUAAUUUUCAAGGAAAUAUCAAAACAGUAUUGAUUAAAAAAAAAAACUUUCAGAAAUUGAGUAUCUAUGAUAUUGUUUCUUUUGAGAAAACCUCAUUGAUGUCAGACUUCAGUUUUCAUGAAGUUUGAUUUGACCAGCACACACAUCCCCUUUCUUCUUCAAAUGGUUAGGGGUGCUUACAGAAACAGGUGCACUUUUUAAUUUAAAUACAGAAAUAAUGCUCCAAUGUUGUGAAUCCUGCUCUCUCUUGCCCCAAUCUUAUACAGGACCUGAUGUACUCCAUUCAAGAACAAUCUGACAAAUCAGGCAAGUUAAAUAACUUUAUGUUCGGUAGCUAAGUGCUAUCAUUAUGCCAAAAAGUGGUUUUGGAAGUUGUGUGAAUCUCGGGAGCCUGUUGAUCUGGCAGGUAUGUUUGGGGUUAUGAUAAUUGAUAUUAUUUAUGUAUGUGUUGUUUUUACAUUAAAAGAGAAAUAUUUUUAUUAAUAAGUGUAUGUUCAGCCAUUAUUUCUGAAAACUUCGAGGCUUCUAAUGACUGUUUUGUAAUUAAUGCUGAGACUUGGGAGGUUGUUUAUUUGUAUUUACUAAUUAAUGUUGUGAUGUAGGCGGUUUUACUAAUAAAUAUUGAUGGGGAUUAUUUAUAACAGUUUUGUGAUUGAUGCUGAAACAUGAGAGGCUGAUUAUAAAAGUUUUUUAAUUAACUGGGAGACCUCCAAGUCUGUUUAUUGUUAUGCUGAUGAUAUUAGGUUAGUGAGUAUCCAUUGUGUCAGAAAGCUUUUCUAAGUGAUGGUUUUUACAUACUUAUUAAUGGUAUUGAAGUGGAAUGUCAGAAGUUUAAGUCUUAAUGUGGAUUGACGUGUAGAUAUUGGUGUGGAAUGUCAGAAGUGUAAAUCUCAAUGUGGAUUUACAUUAAGAUAUUGGUGUGGAAUGUCAGAAGUGUAAAUCUCAAUGUGGAUUUACAUUAAGAUAUUGGUGUGGAAUGUCAGAAGUGUAAAUUUCAAUGUGGAUUUACAUUAAGAUGUUGGUGUGGAAUGUCAGAAGUGUAAAUCUCAAUGUGGAUUUACAUUAAGAUAUUGGUGUGGAAUGUCAGAAGUGUAAAUCUCAAUGUGGAUUUACAUUAAGAUGUUGGUGUGGAAUGUCAGAAGUGUAAAUUUCAAUGUGGAUUAUGUAGAUGUUGGUGUGGAAUGUCAGAAGUGUAAAUCUCAAUGUGGAUUUACAUUAAGAUGUUGGUGUGGAAUGUCAGAAGUGUAAAUCUCAAUGUGGAUUUACAUUAAGAUGUUGGUGUGGAAUGUCAGAAGUGUAAAUCUCAAUGUGGAUUAUGUAGAUGUUGGUGUGGAAUGUCAGAAGUGUAAAUUUCAAUGUGGAUUAUGUAGACGUUGGUGUGGACAGAAGUGUAAGUCACCGUGCUGUGGAAUGCUAACUUCUUUUAACCUUUCAAUUACAAAAACAUUAAUGUUGUUUAAUAUGAGAGUAAAAGUAAACAAUAUCAAAGGUUUCGUUUUUGCAUUGACAUUUUAUAUUGUCAAAGUUUUGGUCUCUAAUUAAAUCAUUGUUUCAUAGAGUCAGAGUAGAAAUUUAAGGCUUUAUUUCAAUGUGCACUUUCUUCAAACUAAGCUAAUCAGGGGCAGUAACUCUGUUGGCAUUCUACUGAAAAUGUAAAAAAAAAAAAUAAAAAAAAAAAAUUAAUGUAAUGUUCAGAUAGGCAGAAUUAUUUCCAGGAGAUUUAAAUGUCUCCUGAAGUCAAAAAUCACUCUAAUUCUAUCAUUUUAUGAGUAAAAUUUCAAUCCAAAGGUGAUUUGGAACAAUUGGAUUGUCACUUGUCUCUUUUAACUAUCAAUUUCAGUUAAGAUGAUGAUGUACAAUCUUGUAACUGGUGUACAUAGUCUAUAAAAACCACAUUUGAAAGCAACAAGUCUAAUGAGUAAGUGGUUUGUAUUUGAAAGGAAUAAAACCCAAUAUUGAAUCAACGAUGCCCUGAAUGAUUGCUUUACAUUGUACCAAAAAGAAAUAACCUUUUCCUAGUUGUCCAGUGUAUGUUUUGAUUUGAGCCCGAGUAAAACAUGUGGUUUCUAAUCUUUCAGUGCAAUAUUUGAUAAGUAGAACUUCACCUGAAGGAAGAAAACAAUCUAGUCAAAUUGUUAUCAAUCUUAAAAGGUAGUACCUGGUACUUUGUCAUAAAAUUCUACUUAAAAACAUUUUGAUACAGUAGGCCUAUAGUAUGUAAUCGUUUUUAGUUGUGUGUUACCAUGGGAACUAAGAGUGCUGUGCUGUGUUGAAUUCUGAGAAGAAGAGAACACAAUUUUCAAGUCCAAAAUUUACCGAUGAAAUAACAGUCUAGUCAAAUGAUGAAUCCUGUGAUGUAUUGCUCAAGGAAUUUAAGGCAACAUAGUUUGAAGUGUGACGGAUUAGUAUAAUAUUUGGGUACAUUGAUGAUUCUGCAAAAAUGAAGAGGGGGGCUAAUUUAUGGGAAUGGGCUUAUUUACGGUAAAUUUGUAAAUUCCUUUGUUUAAGUCAAAAAAGAUUCCAAUGGAAAGUAAAACAAAAUGAUUAUGAUUGAAUUUCACAGAUUAAAAACUUUUAAGUGUGUCAGAUUUCAAUUUUUUUUUUUAUAUUUUUACAUUGAAUUUUAAAUUAAAUAUAAUUUGGAAGAAAAGGCAUAAAGCUGUUCUAUGAUAUUUAAAGAAUAAAGUUCAAGUAAUUUGAUAUACCUGGUAUUUUGUUUUCAAGUUUGAUUUGUACAUCAUGUAGAGUACAUUUUUUUGUUGUUGUCAAUAUCCUAUGUGAUAUAAAGAAUGCUUUAUACUGAAAAUAUCAAUAUAUGUAUUUGAUGAUAUUUAAAAUUUUAAUGUAUAUUGGAAGAUAUUUGAAGUUUAUUUUUGAAAACUUCGCUAAAGGUGGACAUUUGAAGUUUAUAUGGACAGAUGUCUUUAAUAUAUUUUUCUAUAUUAGUCAGAAUAUAUGAUUUGUGUGUAAAUGUCUAUUAGACUAUUUUAAUCAAUAUAUUUCGCUUUAAAUUGUAAAAUCACACUGUUGAUUUGACGUGAAAUAGAAUAAUUUCAGGUAUGACGGUAAUAUAUCAUUAGUAUUUCGACGUUUAUUAUAAUAAAAAGGAAAUAUCGCCUUAUUUUAUGGAUGUAUUAUAUAUACAAACUUCAUUUAUCAAAUAUCAUAAAUUUUUUACAAAUCUAUCAGCAGAUGUCUAGUUACACCAUUGUUUUUUCGAUAAAUCUUACAAUACAUCUGUUCUAAAAAAAUGAUUUCACCACAACAAAAGCUCAUAUCUAUGAUACCUUGCUGUUUAUUGAGGUUGUAAUUGAGGUAAAUGCUUUAUCUAUGUUUAUUUCUGGUAUCAUUGAUCAUACAGGUUAGUUCUAGAAAUGAAAACAAAAACUGAGAAUGUGAGUUAAAAUGUUAUGAAAACCAUAUCAGUAGCUGGAGUUUUGAAUAUUAAUAUGAGAAUUAUCAAAUGUCUUUCAAUUCACAUUUAUCAGAAUGUGUAUAGAAUUACAGAUGGAAGUAAAGUAUUGGUGAACAUUCAAA
This is a messenger RNA of Pecten maximus, 8616 nucleotides long. RefSeq names its product sodium/potassium/calcium exchanger 3-like. Gene Ontology annotation, cellular component: membrane. The transcript is spliced from 11 exons. Gene Ontology annotation, biological process: calcium ion transmembrane transport; intracellular calcium ion homeostasis. Gene Ontology annotation, molecular function: calcium, potassium:sodium antiporter activity; calcium channel activity. The coding region runs from base 118 to 1704 and encodes 528 amino acids. The record is from RefSeq and is a predicted model, not a curated record. NCBI's taxonomy places the organism in Eukaryota, Metazoa, Mollusca, Bivalvia, Pectinida, Pectinidae.